GCUGCUUGACAUGAAGCUGCCUCUCUCUCGUCCCCCUGCAAACGAUUCCUCUGUGCCCUCUGUCUUCUUCAUUGAUUUGACUUUCCCCCAGCUCUGCAGAAUGUCCACAUUUUACCACCGUGUCAGCUGCCUCCAAGGUCGACCGUGUUUGUGUCGCCGAAAGUGAAAACAGUCCACCUCUCGGUGAUUCUAGCCGUCAGUUCUCUUUUCUCCGGGGGAAACGUUCACCUUUCUCUCUGACUUUCUGUCUGUCCUCGCUGACUGGGGGUCUUUACUUCGGCAUGGACGUUUGCCAGGUCCCUCGCUCGACUUCUCCGCCGCUUGUUCCACAGUUUCGUUGCUCUCUUGGUGUGCAGAACUCCUUUUCAAACGAAAGUCCUGUGUAGAGCCGUAGGAUCGCCGUUUUCCGCCUCCCAGAGUGUCCCGAUACGCUGCGUCUGCCUCCCUUGUCGGCUGUGCGCUCCUCGCCUGUGCAGCGCUUCAGAGGGAACGCCUGAACGCGCUUUUCGCGAAGUCCGGUUCUUUGUCACUGACCAAUGAGCUUUGGUUUCCACGCACAAUGUCCAGUAAAGAAACAGGCGAGCUGGGUCCGGAAAACAGCCUUGUUAAGAGGUGAAACUUGCUCCGGGGCAGCAUGGAUGCGUCUGCCACUCGGUUCGUGUGCUUUCUUUCGUCCGUUCUUGACAAUCGACACUCCCUUGGCCCUUCACUCUUUCGCAGCUGACCCAACGAACAUAUCGGCAUCGUAACAACGCGCUCGCCCCUCAUUCUCCGUUUGUCUCAUUUGGAUUUUUCUACGUCUUUCCAUCCACGCGUCAGACUCCCCGUCUGUUGUAGUGGCGUCACGGCUGGUGGUAUACGGCAACCAAGCAAACCGUAGUAGAAGCCUAGGAAACAGGUGCAUUCGCGCGUUCUCCUUCCUCGCCAUCUCUGUGGGAGAUGCAGCACUGAAGCGGCAGAGGCCUUCGAGGCGUCUCGGUCUUGAGAGCCUCUUGGCCGUUCAGACUGCGACGAAACCGCUCUUGCGCGUUUCUCCUUUCCCCCGAGAUUUGCUCUGUUUCCGCACACAGUGAACUGAACGGCCGAGGGAGGCGGCCUGCAAGACGACAGCAGAUCUUGGAUCGACACUGAGGAGGACAAAGGCGAUUUCGGGGGAGUGAAACGGGGCCCCUCGAGGCUCCAGAGAAGAGAGACAGAGAGGAGGAGAAGAUCCACGAUUUCCGGUGGCUUUUCCGUUCAUCCAGAGGAAGAGAAACGGACGGAGCUGGAGCCUGACGAGGAAGAGAAGAAAGACAAGUGUACUCGAUGCUGGAGGAACAGAGUGAGUGAGUGAGCACUCCGCGCCUGUCAACCGGGUGCUUCUGACGCGACAAGGAUGCCUGGGUCUCUGACAGUAACCCAGUCCACGAGUUUCGUCGCUGAGUCGAAUGCCUGGAAAGAGCUGCGGUUUCCGACUUCGCUCGACGGGCACCGAGGAGACUCUCUGUUCUCCCAUUUUCGUUACGCCCUGAGCGAGAACUGUCGCAUGUCUGUCUGACCGCGUAGACGGUUCACUCGCCUCCCAGACACUGGACAGCUCGUCCACAUCCCGCUCCUUGAGCUGCUCUCUCUGGAGAGCGAAAGUGAAUCCGCGAGAAUCCGAGAAUCGCUUCUUCCUUCGCCGCAUGUAGAGGCGUUCGUUUCCACUCUUCCCCUCCUUCCCACCUGGCGCCACGGUUCACAGACAGCGUUUCGUAAGCCAGAGGGCCGGAAGCGACUGCCGUCUGUACACCGCACAUUACCGAAACGGAACGGCUGUCUUUCGCCAUGCGCGUUGUGGGCAUCUGUUGAAGCAGUAGGCGCCCCGUCUGGUGUUCCUCCCGGUGAAGACCAGGUUUUUGUGAAGCUUCUUCUUCGACUCGCCCGGCGGCUCCGACAGCUUGUGGGCUACAGAGUCUCACGCGUAUCCUUUGGCGGAUGCGCCUGAAGCUCCGGUUCUUCAACAGGGCCGUACGAGAACGUUGGUCUGCCGCCUCUGUAUCUGCUUAACGGGUACGGCGUUUACUCACUCUUGUCCCCGUCCUCUGUAGGGCUGGUUCCCUUCCGAACUCUCCUCCCUUCGUUCUUGUCCUUUAUUUCUUCCCAUUUAGCUGCCUCGCUUGUCUCCAAUUAUGCAUACGCUGGAUUAACCGCUCAUAAGGACAGGCCCACGAUGCGGAUUGGCACAGAGACGCCCCGGGGGGGAACGCGAGCUGCGAGCGAAGAGGACGGAGACGAUGGAUCUUGGACACUGGUGGCGUCGAAACGACGCAGGCCUCCUCCUCGCACCCCUCCGGGCCUGGCGUCAGCUUCGCAGGCUCGCUCGGCGCGGGGACGCGCCGCGGCGUCUCUCUCCAACCGCGCCCGUAGGAGUCUUUCGCAGCGCUCGCGUCGCCCUCGGCAGGAGGCGCGUCCGCACGGUUCACCGCCGUGUGCCUUGAGUGCUUCGGCGGCUGCGGGAUCCGCAGAGACAGUUGGAGCGAGUGGGGAGGACGAGGACGCAGGCCUUCGAGGGGGCGCGCAGGAGCAGGGGACAGCGCGAGACCUGCGAGAGCAGUGGCCAGAGUUGGCCGCUGCUGCCCAAGCAGGCUGGGGCGAGAGCGCCCCCCCGCGCGCGACCUCCAGUUGGGCGACAGUCGCGGCAGGAAGCUGCGGGUCCGCGCGGGCGCCUCUGGGGCAGGCUCUGCGACCGUGUCUCUCGACGCCCACAGGCCGCGAGGCCCCCCCAGCGAACGUCCCGGGGCAGGCGCCCUGCGGUGUGGCGGAGCCGCGGAGGCCGGGGGCGAAGGCCAGUGCGCCGUCAGGGAGUUCGCGGCGCCAGGAGAUGCCACGGGAGGUUCCAACGCGACCGCAAACCGCGCGAGGGCCUGCAGAGGCCGCGACGGCCAGUGGUUUGGUCCUGGGGCGGAGUCCGAAAGGUCCGCGCGGAGGCGAAACAGAGGGGAGACGGAGGAGCUUGGGCGAGGAGAGGAGAGAGUCGGAUGGGAAGGCUGAAGGGAAAGGAUCGCGGAAGCCUCAACUCGACAGAGCUGGCGGCAAGACCCAGCACCGGGGAUCUCCUGAGGAGGGGCGAGAGAAGGCAGGGGGCCUCGUGGAGACGAACGGCGAAGCUGCAGAAGCAAAGCGAGGCCCCUCGAAGAAGGAGCACCCUGACAAGGUUGCGGAAGAGGCCAGGAUGCAGGAAGAAAGCAAGGGAACACAAGGCGGGAAGCAAGACAGACAACCUGGAAGAAAACUCUCUGGCGAGAAGAAACGAGUCGAGACCUCCCACACAGAACCGGCGGGGGCUGCGGGCCUCCCGUCGACGGCUGGGAUACGCCAAAAAGCUCCUUCCGGUCACCGGACAUCCGCUGACGAGGCCCUCAAACCCCGCCGCGCUGUUUCAUCUUCGGCGCUGGCGUCUCCUUUGAGCUCCAUGUCCCCUACAGGUCCGGCAGCACAGUCUCCUUUGCCGGCUUCUAGCAGAGGCACGACAAGCGCGAAGCCGCCCGUGGGGGCCCCCAUGUCUGUCUCUGCGCCUCGGCCGAAGCUCGUGAGCGACAAAGACCUUCGAGCGACCUUGGAAGACACCGAGAAAGCCGUGAGCGCAUCUACACCCCGUGGCGCAGGGGGCGCGGGGCCGGAGCGCGAGACAGACGCUGCGUGCCGCGCGAGUGCUGCCUGCGGAGAGGCUGAAAAGGUUUCGUCUGACGAGCAAAGAGACGGAGCGAAGGCGCUCGGGAAGGGCGGGAAGAAGGCCGAAGUGAAGACGAAUGCGCGUGGAAAAGAAGCAAAGACAGCAGACGGGGGCGAGGCGGAGGGCUCUGGAAAGACCCAGGAAAAGAGAGAGAGAUCUGCACUGAGGCCGACAGAAAGGCCUGGCAAAGUGCCGGAGACCCAAGGAGAGGAAGGCGAGCGGGGGACUCUGAGCGGAGGCCGAGAAGAAGAAGGAGAAGCACUUGCAUCUUUUACAGAAGAGGAAAAAAAGAAUCAGUCUCAAGAACCUUCCGCCGCGGGGCUGCGCUUCCUGUGCCAGUGCGAACAGGGCGACAGCGCUACCGAGGAGCAAGAGGAAGAUGAAGUUCGAGCCAUGGAUGCCAUGUACACCCCGGUGAAGAUUCUGCAACCUGGGUUUCUCUCCGCGACCUUUCUCGCUGAGCUCCACGACCCUCUGCUGGACUUCUGUCCGCCGUCGCCUCACGCGCCGGCGCUCCCGGACCGCGACAGGGGGAGCGCGGAGCCAGCGGGGUCGACGGACGACCUACUGCUUGCCCUGCCAGCGGACUUCCUCUCUGGAAAGAACCAGUCUGUGUCGCCUGUGUUGACGCGGCGGCUCUCACGCGCUGGCGUCGCGGAUCAGGGCGCGCCGCACCCGAAGGCGGAGACUCCAGAGGUUUUUAAUCUGCGAGCCUGCCCGUGGCUGCUCAGACUCAGUGUGUCUGGGUGCGGCUUCUGCGCCCUUUCUGGGGAAGAGAGCGAGGAAGAAGAGACAGAGGAGAACGACGCGAAAGGCGAGAAGGAGUCCCGAAACUGCGCGUCGCCUUCACGCUCGUCUCCAGAGCUCUCGCAGUCGCCUCGCCCAGGUGCCCUCAAUGCUGCUGCCGGCGCGUCCCCCUCCACGGAGCCCCCUGCGUCUGCCGUCUUGGACAAAGAACAAACGCAUGCUUCUUGGACAGAUCCGAUUCCGACUCGGGAGCCUUUCUUGCACUCGUCGCCGUCCACCACAGCUGACAUCUUCCCCCUCGACGCCCAAGGAUCGUCUGGGCGUCUGUCUCCUUCCUCGACUCUCACGCCCUCCGGCCCCGUUUCCGCGCCGAGCAGGUCUCCUGUCUCCUCGCCCUCGCCCGAUGGGACCGCGACGCAGGAGACGCGAGACGCCGGGGCAACAGCAGAGGCCGCCCUCUCUCAGCGGUGUCAGCUGUGCUCGGGGGAGUGCGACGUGGAGUGUGUACGCUAUUUAUUUCGAGUUCUGAGUGAAACUCAGCGGGCGUUCUUCGCAGUCGUCGAUGUGCUCCUGCCCAGAAAUUACCCCGCAGGCCCGCCGUACGUUGCAGUGGGUCUCUCUCACGCCGUCCCCCGAACGGAAGUCCAGAGGCUUCUGCGCGACUUGAGAGAAGAGUUCGAGGCCUCCAAAGGCGAGGUUGUCUUGUACCGACUCUGUCUCCAACUCCAGUCGUUCAUGGCGGAGCUGUCGAGCACCUCUUGCUUCAGCAAUUUGUGGGAGGAAAUGCAUUUCAAGGAGCGUCAGAGACGGCACUUGCUGCUGCGCGAGCAGCAUAUGAUUCACCAGAGUCUGAAGGCUCGGCAAGGCCUUCUGUCGCAUCCGUUCGGGCAUUUGGCCGGGCGCCUCAACGACGAGCGACGAGCCGCUCCCCUCGGGUCUUCAGAGACGCGCCACAGCUACCGGUACGCCGCCACUCCCUCGCUCGCGGAUUCCGUCGACGACAGCGGCCUCGUCGGCAGCCGCGCGCCCGGUGGCGGCCCCUGCCAGGCCGACCGUGGAGCCCAAGGCUCCUACGCCGACCUUGCGACCGCGGUCGGAGCCGGCCCGCUCAAGCGCGCAGGCUCCUCCCGGGGCGACCUCGAGCGCGACCUCGCCGACUCGGUCCCUGGACCUGCCAACGGCGGCCAGUUCGCAGGGCGCCUCGCCGCGCUCGACCGCUUCGGCGAACAACGGGGAGAAAACGCCUUCACGUUUCAAGCUGCUGUCAAGGCCCGCAUGCGUCGUAUCCUCGACGACAGACGACAGGAGCCUUUCGACAAUGACCCAUCGCUGCAGUACUCCCGGAGUGUCGCCUGGGCCGCCGACGACGAGGCUUCGUUUUACUGGGAGGACGAGGACGACGAAGAGGUUUCUGACUUCCUUGAUCUCGAAGAGGACUAUGUCGAUAUUCAGUCGAGCUUCUACGCCUCGCCCUCGAACUCGCGGAGACGGGCCUCGCACCGGCGCUGGAUCUCUCAAUUUCGGCGCUGCCGCUCGGCUGUCACGUCGCAGCCGUCUCCGAUCUCCGGCGCCUUCGGCCUCGAGGUGGAGCCCCAGAAAAAAUCAGAGGGCCCGCCGAGUCCCGCGCGCGACUCCGAGGUCCCAGCGGCCUCGCAGGCGCUCUCAGGCGUCGUCGCAGGGGCGCGCGCCGCCCCAGUGGGCGCUGUGCCAGACGAAAAGGGAGGCGGAGACAGCGAACCGGGGGUGCUCGAGAAAGAAAGUGCGCAAGCGCUGUCGGGGCAGGCGGGCGUUCCCUCGUCCCCGCUCGCCGGCAAAACGCCGGAGGCGAAGAAACAGAGCGACAGCGGUGCUGGAGCCCAAGCCGGUUCGGGCGCGCUGGGCUGCACGGGUGCCCGUGACGGCGCCGCGGCUGGCGACGCGGAGACAACGGCGCCCCCGAGCGGCCUCUCCGAGAGCCUCUGCGUCGCGGGGGCGGCGGGCCGAGAGGAAAGGCGCCGCGGGGCAGGGAGUUUCCGAUCGCUUCUCCUCAGCUCACAAAGGACGACGAGAUACCAAAGAGAUUUCAUUCAACUCGAGGUACUGGGCAGCCGCGAGCGGUACCGCAUUGCUCUCGUUUACCACAUCAUCGACAAGCACAAGUACAUCGUGAAGCAAAUCUUCAUUCCCUGCGGUCCAGUGUCUCUGUUGGCCCGUCUCUCGCCAGGCACAGAAGCUGGACGGAGACGCAAGCAACUUCAGGGCCUCGAACUCGUUGAAAGCGCUCUUCGUCAAGUGACGCUCCUCUGUGCUCUUCAACAUCCCUACAUCAUGCGGUACCACCAAGCGUGGACGCAGUACCACACCGCCGCUGCGCUCGCCGCCACCAGCGGCGAAGGCGGGGACCCCCCCAACGCGAUGCCUCUGUCGGAUCUAGGCGACGCGCCAGAGAGCGGCGAGGAGCCUUGCAUUGGAGUGUACGUACAGAUGGAGUUCUGCGAGCGCAGUCUCGAAGACGAAAUCGAGAAACGCACAGUGCUGCACUGGGACUCUCAGCAAAUCUGGACGCUGUUUCGACAGACGCUGGAAGCUCUGGUGUACAUACACCGCAACCGGGUGUGUCACCUGUCUCUGAAGCCGUCGAACGUAUUUCUUGAGCCUGACGCUUACGGCUACAAUGUCAAGCUGGGCGACUUCGGCAUCACUUCACUUUUUUCGAUUGUUCACAACGUGCACUCGCCCAUUUCGCGACUCUACACGGCGCCGGAACUCCUCGGCGCAGCGGACAGGAAAUUCGCUUCUCUGACGAUGCGCGACGCAGACAAGGCAGACAUGUACUCUCUCGGCGUCCUCUUUGCGGAGAUGUGGGGUCGACACGAAAUGUUCGGACGCUCCUGCAGUCGGAUCGAGUUUUUAACUUCUCUCGUGAAAGAACGGAAUCUGCAGCAGCUGAACGUUCCUUCAGCGGCCGUCAAAAUCAUCAAGCACCUGCUGUCUCCGAAUCCUGGAGAUCGUCCUUCGUCAAUGACUUUGCUGCAGUCUUCGCUGCUUCCACCAGCUGUCGAGGAGGAUCUGUUCAAAGCCUUUCUUCUUCGGCUGCGUACGCAGGUCCAGAGUCGCUCUGCGACACCGCCUCUUCGGGACUCUUCGCUCUCGCCUGCGAGCAGAAAGAAAACAGAUCCGCGGAAAAAAAAUCUGGACAAAGGCCGAAGUUCUCUCGCUUCCACCGCUCAGACUGAAGGCCUGCAAUCCCACACUCCACACGGAGCCCCGGGCCUGGCAGGCGAAGUCCUCAAAAUCUUUUUUCGUCGACAAUUCGAUUCUGCAUCUGCGACUCUCUUCUUUAGUGAUUUCCUUAGAAGAUCCAGCACGGCGCCCGAGCCUGAAAUGCGGUGUCUCGUACAACGGUCCCUUGCCGACUUCUUUGCUCGAUGCGGCGCAGACGAAAUUCAAAUCCCUCUCCUUGUUCCCCUGACGAAAGGCCUGGCGAAAUGUGAAGAGGCCUUGAAACACUCACCGACGUAUGCGUCGAUUCCUCUCUCCGAGUCUCUGUCUCUGCUGGACCACAGAAAUGUACUUCUGACUCUCCCGCGGUUCUUCACCUCUGCGCUCUGUGCCUGCGGAGACGCGGGCGCCUUGCCAGACUCUCUCCACUCUGCGUCGCUCGCGCCAUCUCCGGAGGCGGCUCUCCAGGCGCUGCUGUCUCCUGUCUCCUCGCGCCUGUCGACCUGUCCCUUCUGUGGGGAACUGUCUCCUUCGGCUUCCGUGUCUCCUCGCUCGUCGCUCUCGUCCGCCUCCUGCUUUGCCCAUGCUGCGCUCCUCUCGGCGCCUGUGGGCAGAGCUUACGCUGGGCUCCUCGAAGACUCAGAGAGAGGAAAAGAGAAAACAGAAGACUCUGAAAUUUCGAGUGCAGGAUGCGAAUACCGACGCUUCUGCGUGGGCCAUUGUUACACAGCUCCAACGGUCUCGUUCCUCGCGAGCUACGGUCACCCUCUUCCAUACUUUUCCGCCUGCUACCAGCUUCUCUUCCCUGCUGGCCCCGAGCCGCCUUGUCCCUCCUCAACAUCCCCGCUCUGUCGCAAAUCCAGUAAGCCUGCCGCUGCGACGGAGGCAUCUCCUCCUUCUCUUCCCCACUCUUCUUCUCCUUUCUCGCCGUCGUCACAUCUCGCGCUCUCGGCGGAGGAGCAGCGGACAGCUCUUUUAGAGGCUGAAGUUCUGUCGGUCUGCGGAGGCGCGAUGAGGACUGUGCAAGCGAGUCUCGGCCUCGCUCUUGGCUGGCGAGUCUCUUGGUCUCUCGGCAGCCUCUUGCCUGCAAUUCUCAGAGAAUCUUUCUUGGUCCCGCUCUCAGAGCUGCCGCAUGCAAUGGCGCUGCUCCGGCAAGUGCGACCGUCGGAGACGGGCCAAGUGCCAAGAGACGCCCUUCAGAAGGCUGUGGAGAGACUCCUCGAUAAUCACUCGGUUCUUCCCUUUGCGGAACGUCCCCGGUUUGCCGCGAGUCUCCUGUGUGUCGCCGCUUGCGACGGCGCUUCCGUCCGCGCGUCUGUCGCGCGUCUCUUUCAGGUUCACUCUCGCCUCCACCGACGCAUGCAGAGCGACGCGGUCCUCUCCAGACUGUGUCUGCUUCUCGCCCACCGACCUCUCGCGCCUCGUCCUCUUCUGCUGCAGCUCCUCUCCUCUUCGUCGCUCGCUCUCGGCGGCGCAUGCCAGCCGGGAGGUGACCGGGGCAGAGACGCCGAAAGGCGCGUAGAGACAGGUCACUCGCAGGGAACAGAAGGGCAAGACAAGGGAGGCAGCGCUGCCGAGCAGUCGCUGGCCGACGCCUUCCUCGCAGGCGAGGUGGGGAGACAUCUGAUGAGAGCUCUCUACAUCGAGAGGAGUCUGGCGAAGACGGAGGAAGAGUGCCGGAACUUCCUCUUUCGCGUCUUCCUCCCAGGCGACUUCAGAUCCUUCGAUCCCAUGGGUCUGCUCUUCCAAGCCUCCGUCGGAACGUCCUGCCCCGACAAGUCUUCCUCUUCUUCCUCUUCCUCUUCUUCCUCGUCUUCUUCUUCCUCUUCUCCCUUCGAAGGGAUUCCUGUUGGAGACGGGGGGACUUUGUUAGCGUGGGCGUGGAGUGGUGAGGAGCCUCGCGGCGGCCGAGUGUAUCGGCAGGCCUCUUCUGUUUCGUUUCCUUCUCUCUCUGCUCUGAGUCACCGGUCGGCGAGUGUCUCGCUGAGGCGACGGGAAGAGAAGCUCUCUUCGUCUCCCGCCGUCUCUCCAGCCGCACUCCAGACGCUGAGCUUCGAACUGGCUCUCGAGCGCGUCCUCUCCUUCUCUUCCCUCCUGAGACGUCUCCGCGAAAAUCCUGCUCUUUGUCAGUUCGGCGCAGGCCCGCUGCCUCUCCCUUCGUUCGUCUUGCCGCUGGUGUUCUCUGCAGAAGCGAACGCGGCGGCGCUGCGCCUGGCCACUGCCCUCGUCAAACAGACAGCGCCUCCCGCCGACGAGACAGAGUCGUUCUUCGGAGCCGGAGGGGACGGCGCGAACAGCGCGUCUGAGCUCGGAGACGUCGCAGCGCUCGACUACUCACUUCCCCAGGUCGUCGUCACGGCGCAGAGCGCAAAGCAACUUCCGCUCGGCUUUUCUCUCGUCUGCAGACUUCUCCGAAGGGGCAUUCGCGCUGAGCUUCGCGUCACUCCGGUGGUUGAGACUUCUUACUUCCAGCGCUUGCUUCGUCGUUCGCGCCGCAUUCUCUACCACGUUCAAAUCCAGCAUCACCGCGCGUCCGUCGCUGCCCAUGCGACGCUGACGGUCUCCCCGGAGUCGUGCGUCUCUGCGCUCGCCAGCGGUGCCUCGUAUGCCUCUCUCCUCACCCUCGACGCGCUGCCCGCGGCGCUCUCCUUCCUCCCAGGCGGCGCGCCCACCAGCGGCGUUCUAAGCAGCCGAGAAGCCGCGGCGUCUCUGCUGCGGGGCGAGCACAGCGCCCAGGGAUUUGCCGCGUCUUUCAAGGCGAGGGAGGAGGCGUCCCUGCCUUCCUCCGCGCCCCAGAGCGGCGCCGCGGCCGCGGGGAUCGGCGGACCUGCUGGUCCUGGAGGAGCGGCCUUUGCCGGCCCUCCCCACAAUUUCCUGGUGCCGGGCGCGGGUGGCGCCCAGAGUCUCCGAACCGCCGCUGGAGGGGCCUGUCUCCCCUCGCUCGCCUCGCUGCCCGCCGCGUACGUCAUUGAGGCGCUGCAUGCGGGUGCUGGCGGCGCGCGAGACCUUGCGUCGGCGUUUUUCCCCGAGCGCAAGAAACAGAAAGUCUUCAGUGAGGCUGCGGCGAUUCACCUCCUCUGCUCCGCCCUUGUCGAAGGCUACGAAGGCGAGAAAGGAAGCGGCGGCAGAAAAACCAAGAAGGGAGGCGCAGCCGAGCGCGGAGAGUCCGACUGUGCAAAGCCAGGCAGAGGUGGAAGAGACCGACGCUGAACGCAGCGCAGUGCAGUGAAGGAAAACGCUUCAAACGGAGAGGCUCGGCAUGCGAGGGCCGCGAGGAGAGAGGAGAUGAGACACCGAGAAGAAAUCGCGAGACAGAGCGACAACAGGAAGCAGCAUCUCGAAGGGAGAGAGAGACGAGAGAGGACGCAGCAAGCAGAAGGAACCAGGAGGAGAGAGAGGGAGCAACGAGGAGGAAGCGAGAGUGAUGUUGAGAGAGAAGCCUGUCGCACUCUCUCUCUCCUAUUGAUGCACUUCCCGCGCCUGUUCCCUCCGGUGAUUCUUCUCUCUUCUGCGGUCUGUCGGCCGCAUUGGCAUUCGACUGGAAACAUGGGGUGGACGCUUGCGGCGGUGGCUUCUGUCGGUCUGUGAGCCCCCGCGUUUUUCUCUGCACAGGCGACCGUCCCCUCUCUGUUCCUCUGCCGCUGUCUCGGCGGCUCGCCUCCUCUUCUGCGGUCGCCUUCGGCGCCUUGUGAACAGAGUUGCUUGGCUGUGCAUUUCUGUCGCGCGUUUCUCUCCGUCCCUUCCUGUGAGAAAAGAUCUCCCCAACGAAGAAUUAUGCUGGUGUUCACAUGUUUUUUAUCGAGACGCCACUGAGCGUCUUCCGGUCUGAAAGGUUCUGUGCGUCCUCGCUGCAUGCUUCUUUGUCUCAGUUCUUCCAGCUUCAGUUCUUCCUGUCACCCCAACGCACCACAGGCGUCUUCAGUUUUUUGUUCGCUUGUCUUGAAGUCUCUCCUUUUUUCGACCUUUUGAGGCUCGGGACUCCGUUUCAGCCUCACACUUCCUCGUUUUUUCGGUUUUUUGUUUCGGGAUGCCCCCGCGAGACGCCAGCGUAGAUGUCUCGCGACAGUGUGGCUUUGUCUUUGCGGCUUCUCCGUUUUUCUUGUCCUCGUUAGAGCGGCGCGCGUUCCCCGUUCUUCCAAUCUCCCUAAGUGAUCGCAGAACUGCUUCCAGACGCUUGACUCCAGAGACUCUUUCGCAACGCUCCCCAUUGAAAAACCGCUCUUCGAUGCUUCCUCUCGCCCCGGUCCCAGACUGUCUCUUCCCUUUCACCUCUGCCCAGAGACACCUGAGGUCGACUUCCCGCGCGC
Toxoplasma gondii ME49 is the source of this 11949-nucleotide messenger RNA. Its product is annotated as eIF2 kinase IF2K-D (incomplete catalytic triad). The coding region runs from base 2192 to 10852 and encodes 2886 amino acids. Lineage: Eukaryota; Apicomplexa; Conoidasida; Eucoccidiorida; Sarcocystidae. The transcript is spliced from 18 exons. The record is from RefSeq and is a predicted model, not a curated record. Gene Ontology annotation, cellular component: cytosol. Gene Ontology annotation, biological process: protein phosphorylation. Gene Ontology annotation, molecular function: protein binding; eukaryotic translation initiation factor 2alpha kinase activity; ATP binding.